Notodromas monacha is the source of this 239-nucleotide messenger RNA. The record is from the annotation of a GenBank genome assembly. NCBI's taxonomy places the organism in Eukaryota, Metazoa, Arthropoda, Ostracoda, Podocopida, Cyprididae.
CGACAAAAUGGACGCAAAAUUCAUUGGAAAGGACUCCCAGAAGGGCGAACAGGACCAGAGUUCCGAGACUCACGAUGCCAAGACGUGUACCGACCAGAAACAUGAUCAUCACGAAGAAGCAUCGACGCACCAACAACAAGCCCACAAACACACUGAGCAGAAGGACGAAGAACAUCACGGGAAGCACGACGACUGAGCGGAGCCAACUCACAAAUCAACCGAAUACAUCAAAGCACCGC